CAUCUUGACCAAGUUACGAACGAACCGUCAAACAAGCAACAUGCAGUGUCCCCUCAUCGCCGUCCUGCUGGCCUUUGUGGCAUUCAGCUCUGCUGCAGCGAACCCCCAACUUCUGUCAGCCCAUUUAAAGAUGCUGGAUGUGAUGAGUGCCACCAGUGAGAUGCAGCGCAGUAACCCUGUCCUCGCCUCAACUUGUUUUGAUGAAUACAAAUCGGUUAUGGAUGAUUAUAACGAAGUUUACAAGAAGGAGUAUAACCAGUGCGACAACACGCGUAUUGAGGGAACGAAUGGAAUUCUUACGCAGUACGAUCCUUUAGUGGAUGACUUGGGAUCCUCGGUGUACCGCUCCUGCCAGGUUUUGAUCAAUUGUAGUCAAAAACAGAAUAAUAGCUUGGAUGCUCUCAACUGCCUCUCUGUCCAGGGCAGUGCCGAUUCUAGGAAUUCGUAUGAGGUUUCUAGUAAUGCCACAAUUAGCGCUGGAAUUUUGGCACAGAGUAUCAAGGACCUGCAAUUUACAUUCGAGCUUUGCGCCAAUAAAUCUGCGAAAUAUUUUGAAAACAAGUCGGGUGUGGCCUACAUCGACUUCCAGAAUUGUCUGAAAGGAUAUGACACUUGGACCAAGCCAGACUCCACUGCUAGCCCAAUCACAACCAUAAGACCAAACACCACCGAAAUCCCAACCACAACCGAAGCCCCAAACACUUCUACCCAUCGUCCAAACCACUCAACCGAGCGACCUUCAACCAUUUCUCAUUUCCAAUCGAACGACGGAAAACCGAACAAAGGAUGGGAGGGCAAGCUGGACAAUAUAAUCAAUCAUAUUUUUAAUUAGAAUAUGACUUAUAUUUGAUUUUAAACAAAAAUGCAA
Molecule: messenger RNA, 868 nt
Organism: Drosophila bipectinata
Lineage: Eukaryota; Metazoa; Arthropoda; Insecta; Diptera; Drosophilidae
Source: RefSeq, a predicted model, not a curated record